Messenger RNA from Cryptotermes secundus, 1449 nucleotides. RefSeq lists its product as uncharacterized. Lineage: Eukaryota; Metazoa; Arthropoda; Insecta; Blattodea; Kalotermitidae. The record is from RefSeq and is a predicted model, not a curated record. Bases 21 to 1064 code for a protein of 347 amino acids. The transcript has 9 exons. Gene Ontology annotation, molecular function: sterol binding. Gene Ontology annotation, biological process: intracellular cholesterol transport.
GAAGAGUAGAAAAAAGGAAGAUGUCUCUCAGAAUACUAAUUGUGGCUGUCCUGGUGUCUUCAGCCAUGGCAACUAAUUUCCGCACAUGCGAUAAAGGGCCCAAGCCGAUAGAAGUUCGAGUGAAAGGUUGUGACGAGCUGCCCUGUAUCAUUAAGCGUGGUGAAAACAUUGUAGCCGAGGUGGACUUCGUGGCGGAAAAAAGCGUUGAAAGCCUGAACGUCAAAGUAAAGGCCACAGUGCUCGGAAUCACCGUGGACUACCCGCUUCCACAGCCAGACGCCUGCAAAUCGCUCAUUGACUCAGCGUGUCCUCUGGAGGCUGGUGAUAUCGCCACUUACACACUCGACCUGCCUAUCACUCCAGUAAUUCCAACGGUGCCUUUUUCAGUUGAUGCUUCACUCAUUAAUGGAGACUCAGAAGAAGUAGUUAGCUGCUUCGGUAUCGACGGAGAAGUUAAGAUAAGAGACAAAACGAAACACAGGACAGAGAGGAUCAGAGAAGACUGGAGUGGAGAUGAGAUCAGGGAAGACCAGAAAAGGAGACAACAGAUCGGAGAUUUCUGCGCUCCGUUUCACCUGCAAAGAACGAGUACGCUAUUAGGAGCUUAUAUAUUCCAAGUGAGAAGAAUGAUCAGACUACUUGCAUUCCUGGUCCUUGCUACCACAGUAUUGGCCACGACAUUUGACAAAUGUUCAGACGAGGAGCCACCUCCAGUCGAGCUGAGGGUGACUAACUGUAAUGAACCGCCCUGCAAGUUCGUGCGUGGUAAAGAAAUGGCUGCUGAAGUGGAUUUCAUCCCCGACCACGACAUAACGAGCCUGACGCCCUACGUGCAAGCCAUCAUCUCUGGACUUCCAGUGAACUACUCGUUGCCACAAACGAACGCCUGCAAAUCUCUUCUGGACAGAACGUGUCCACUGACAAAGGACGAGAAAGUUACGUACGUGCUGAAAAUGCCCAUCCUCUCAGUAUACCCUCCGAUUCCACUGACGGUGAAGCUCGCCUUGAUCGACAACUCAAAUCAUAUAGUCACAUGCUUUAAGAUCGCUGGGAAGGUGCAAUAAGGAAUGGCCACCCCAGAAAUAAAUAGAUGGGAAACUUAAUAUUACGUAUUUUAAAGUAGGUGAAAAGCUUCAUACAUUUUACUGUGCAUAAUUAAUCUGUUUCCCUUAAAGCAUUUCAAAUAUAAAUCGAUUAUUGAGUCAUGUAGCUGUUACCCCAGUCGCACAGGCAUGGGCCUGUCAAUGUAUUAACAAGGAGUUCUUGCAACCAGGCAUGUUUACUUCCCCGUUUUUAGUUUUAAAUAAAAUAAAAAAUACAUAUAUGAUAGCAUAUUAUCUAAAUGUAUACAAAUAUAUAAUGUACAUGGUUCAUACUGCACUAUAAAUGUUUGUGACGAAAGUUCCAUAUGACUCAGAUAAUAAUAAAUAUAAUCAGUAAAAGUUAAAA